ACGACUACGGGGGCCCCAAAAGGGAAUUUCUUAGACUUCUGAUGAUGGAAGUUCACUCCUCACUCGGAGUAUUUGAAGGUCGGCAGGGAAACCUGUUUUUUGUCUAUGACAGGGAGGCACUAGACAAAAAGAAAUACUUCCUGGCAGGAAAGCUGACCGCAUGGUCAAUUUUCCAUGAUGGCCCUGGCCCUCGUGGACUUAACAGCACACUUUACUUGAUGAUGUGUGGUCAGAGGCCCGAUGUCCCUGCACAGGUCCCAGAGCUUCCUGUUGACCCUGUCAUCCAGCAGAACAUUGAAAAGGUUUGGAACUGCUCAACACCGGAGGAGCUUCAAACAUUAAAGGAGGACUUUGGUGACUGGAUAGCCUCCUGUGGCAUGCCAGCCAUUUACGGUGCUCAAAUUGAGGACUUACCAUCCCUGCGUUCCACAGUUAUGGAGCACUAUGCUUUCUUUAGUUUCGAGCAUUUUGGUAACAAAUGAAAAUACUUGAGUUGAUUUAAUCCAAAUCUGUUACCAAAAUGCUUGAAACCUGUAAAAAAAUAGAGGCAAAAGUGACUCAACUCCUAUAAACUGGUGUUUAUUUCAUGAUGGUCUAAUACAUAGACUAUUGUUGAAUAAUUGUAAGCCUUUUAAAGUUUUAUAAACCAGUCACAAAUGUAUCAGAGCAGAAAUUACAGUUCUUCUUAAUUUUUUUUGGCACAGUUGUCCACUCAAACUCUACAUUUUCAAAAUCGUGAACAGACAAGACUCAACAGUGUCACUGACGAUAAAAUUGAUACAUUGUGUUUGCAAAUGGCUUGAUCAGCCAAAACAUUAAAAUCAUGAAACAAAAGCAAAUGUCCCUUCUUGCAAUGAAUUAAAUCUGAAAUCAGAAGAA
Molecule: messenger RNA, 879 nt
Organism: Austrofundulus limnaeus
Lineage: Eukaryota; Metazoa; Chordata; Actinopteri; Cyprinodontiformes; Rivulidae
Product: G2/M phase-specific E3 ubiquitin-protein ligase
Molecular function (GO): ubiquitin-protein transferase activity
Source: RefSeq, a predicted model, not a curated record